This is a messenger RNA of Clunio marinus, 3036 nucleotides long. NCBI's taxonomy places the organism in Eukaryota, Metazoa, Arthropoda, Insecta, Diptera, Chironomidae. The record is from the annotation of a GenBank genome assembly.
UAAGAAGGAAAUUUUAAUUGAAUAACUUCAAAUAAGAAGAAUAUUUGUAAGAUUCAGUGGAAUGAUAUAAUUACAAAGUUUUACCAAAAAUUAUUGCAUAUAACAUGGAUCUUGACACGUUAGAUAACGAAGCCAUGGAACAAGAGAUUCAUGUUAAUAUUACAAGUGAUGACAACAUUCUUAUCCACAUCCCAAACGAGAGUCAAGAGAUGUUAACCAAUGAUAUAAAAGAAGAACAUCUAGACCACAUCCAAACCAUUUAUUCUUUAGGUAAUACACAGGAAGAGAAUGAAGACGUAGAUGAAUUACAUGAAGGGUUGGAAAUAACAAAACUAAAAUCUUCCAAGAAACGAGUUAGUUUGACAAUUGAGAAGAAAAUUGAAAUAAUUCAGCGUCAUGAAAAAGGUGAAACGCAAAGAGCGUUAUCGCAGGAGUUUAAUGUUGGGAGAACCACAAUAUCGGAUAUAUUGAAAAGGAAGUACAAAUUUUUUAAAUUUAUGUCUAUGAAUGCUGACAAGGAGGAGAAUUUGAAACGACGAAGAACAUUGAGACGUACAGUGCAUAAGGAGCUUGAAGAUAAGGUCCUUGAAUGGUACAAUGAAUGUCGUGCCGAAGGUGGAUACAUUUCAGGACCAAUGAUAGCAGCCAAAGCACAAGAAUUACAUAAAGAAUUAGCUUACACCGAUAACUUUACAGCUUCGAACGGAUGGCUGGAUCGUUUCAAAGUUCGAAACGGCAUAAAGCUUUGUGGAUUACGUGAGGUGAAGACAGAAAGCGAUAUAAAUGCUGUGGCCCCUUUUAAGGCUGAAGUUGAAUCAAUCGCACAGUGGUAUAAUUUAUCGUUAGAGCAAAUUUAUAAUGCUGACGAAUCAGAUUUAUUUUGGAAAAUGCUGCCCAAUCCUGAUUCCGAUGUGAAUGAAGUGAAAGCAAGUGUGAGAGCAUAUCGUGAGCGAAUGACGAUUCUUUGUUGUUCAAAUGCUACUGGGACGCAUAAACUUCCGCUUGCAUGUAUUGGACGUGGAAAGAAGUCAAGAACAUUCACUUCACAUGAAAUUAAGACAUUGCCAGUUAAUUAUUAUAGCCAAGAGACAGCUUGGAUGGAUCAAGAUAUAUUCCGUGAAUGGUUUCACUCACAAUUUGUGCCUAAUGUUCGACAAUAUCUUAGAUCUGUAGGAUUAAAUGAAACUGCACUUUUACUCAUUGAUCGAUCACCUUCACAUCCAUCUGAUCAAUUCCUACGAUCUGACGAUGGAUUCUUUUUCUGUCAAUAUUUUCCUGCUAAAGUUAAGACACUCAUUCAACCAAUGGAGCAAGGAAUCCUCUCUUCAACAAAGCGACAUUAUCGUAAAGAACUUCUCAAUGAGCUUAUUAAACAAGGAACACCAAUUAGCGAAUUUCAGAAAGGAUUAACAUUGAAAGAUGCAAUAAGAGGAAUCGCACGUGGAUGGGAUUCAGUUUCUGAAGAAGUCAUUCGAAAAUGUUUUUCAAAGAUUUUCCCAGCCACAAUGGAAAAUUUACAAUUUGUGUGUAAUGACAAUGAAGAUUCAAUAGUUACAAGUGCUUUUGAGAAGCUGAUAAGUCAAAUUGUUGAAUGUUAUAAUUAUCCUACUGAACGAUUAGAAAAAUGGCUCAAUUGCGAUGAAGCUGAACCACAAAAGUAUAAUUCAUUUAAGCCUGCUUUAAAUGAAACUCUUGAGCAUAUUGACAUGCAGGAAGAGAAUCUUGUUUUCAUUGAUGAACAGCAGGAAGAUGUUCCUGAUACAAUUCAGAUUAUAGGAUCAGUUUCAAUCCCACAAGAUAACAACCAAACAAUACUUGAACAAGAUACCGAUGAAGAUUUAAUUGAAGAGGAACAAGAGAUGUUAAAUACAGAAGAAAUUAAAAUUCAACAAUCUCACGAAUCAAAUUUCUCGCAAGAAGAGAAUAAUGGCGGAGUUACUUGCAAACAAGCUUUAGAUGCUCUUCAAACUCUUCUUAAAUUUAUGAAGAGUGACUCGGAAAGUCGCUACAAAGAUGUCAUGAUGUUACAAGAACUCAAACAGAAGCUGAAAAAUAGAAUCAUUGGAUCAUCCCAAAGUAGCUGUAAAAGUGAAAUGGAAUAUUCAUAAUAAGCUUUGUUUCAGUAAAUAAAAGAAAAAUGUUUAUUUUUAAGAGAAAAGAUUAAUUGAAAGAAAUGUAUUUAUUCUAGUUUUCAAUAAUUUCCUCUUUUACAGCUUCGAUUAAAUUUUCUUCUUCUCCUCCAUCAUCAUUUGCUGAAACUUCAAUUUUGUCCUCAGCUUUUCUUUCCCACAAUUCAUUCAAAUUGUACUUUUUCAACUGUAAGUAGUUUGGAACAACUGACAGUAAGCAAAUUCCUUUGAUUAUUUCAACAAUUAUACUUUGUUGAGCAUCUUUUAGAUCAACUUUGUUAGCUGAAUUCUUUGACGAUACCAGAUCCGCCAAUUCUUUAAUAACAUCAUCACGUUUUAAUUCGUUGUUGAAUCGUUUGUUAAAGUUUAUUGCAAAUGUUGUAGGCACUGAGAAAUGCUUAUCAAAGAGCUCUUCAGCUUCUUUCUUAAUGUCAUCAAGUUUUGCUUUACAAACUGUUUCAAUGGGAAGAAAUCGAAGUGUUACUUUAGUUCGUCGUCUCUUGGUAGCAGCGAGAUCACGUACAAUAUUCGAUCCUAAUUCGAGUGGAUUCUCUAUCGAUGUCUUUAUAAACAAAAGAUUUUGAACUCCUGUAUCAACAGAUUGAAAAUUAUGUGAGCGAUUUUUUACUUCUUGCUUUGUUUUUUCAAUUUGAUUUUGAAUAGCAUUGGCAAUGUCGUCCUCGUCAUCUUCAUUCUUUUCAACAACCUCUUCUGACUUUACAGAUUCUGGUUUUAUUUUCUCAUAAUAUUCAUUUAACAAUGAAUAAACUUCACGAAUUGAAUCUCGUUCUUUAAAAUUGCACGUCACUAGAAAUCCUCGUUCUGCACUGUCGAGAGUAUUUUUCUGUAGCUUACGUGCUUGUUUGACAUAAAAUUGCUUUGAUUUUCCAUCUGUUCGUGUUUUUUU